Molecule: messenger RNA, 1101 nt
Organism: Fonsecaea nubica
Lineage: Eukaryota; Fungi; Ascomycota; Eurotiomycetes; Chaetothyriales; Herpotrichiellaceae
Exons: 1
Coding region: 1-1101 (366 amino acids)
Source: RefSeq, a predicted model, not a curated record
AUGGCAGAAUGGACGUUUGCGAGCAGUGCUCACGACUUUUGGUUCCAUCACGUUCGACAAUGCACAACAUCAAUCCCAGCCGCUCAUCACCUCGCAGUCGCUCUUGCAGGCAGGUACAAGAACACGUCUGACCUGACUUCGGACCAGCCCGCCUUUGCGUCCGGACAGUAUCUGCAAGCCCUGUCCUGCCUCAAUCGAGAUAAGGACAUCAUUUGUGUGGACACGGUACUCCUGUGUUGUGUCUUGAUAGCCGUCUACGAGCAUCUUGACCCACAGAUCAAGUGUCACGCAGGUUUGUCGCAUCUCGCCGCGGCUUUUCGCAUCAUGAACGACCCCAAUACCAAGUGGACACCGGCCACCAGAGCGAUCUAUUCCAUAGCUAUCCAAGUGGAGACGGUGGUCUCCAUAUUCAAAACUCCCAUCUUUCGUGCUGGCGCGGAAACUACCAUCACCAUUGAUCAGAGUCUACCACAUCUUCCAGAAUUUUUCUACAGCCCCCUUCAGAUGCAGCGGAAGUUCUUCGAAAUCUUCCGCUGGCGGUUUCGGUAUGCCCUUUGCCACAAGGAAUGGACCAGUUAUUGUUCGGGUUUUAAUCAGCUCCACAAACUGCUACGCCAAUGGUUCGGGUUGGUUUGCAACUAUAUCAUCCGGGCUGAUGGGCAGAAACCAACGGGCGAAGAACUCCAGCUUGCUAAGACAAUGUCGGUCCAGUUUCGGAUGAUGUAUGCUGCUCUUUGGUACUCGAUAAGUGAAGAAAGCCCCAAGUAUCAACAUCCCGGUCAUGCCAAUAUUGUUGACUUGUCAAGACCCGACGCAGUUACUGUUUUUGUUCCUGUCAAGAUUGAUCCUCAAUACGACAGCCGGGAGAUGCAGUUGCAGUCUGAUACUCGUCACAAGCCGGUUGGGAUCUGGCCCGAUAUCGAAAUUAUCACCUCUCCUGAUCAAUCUCGUUAUGUACGGAUCACAGCAUUUGAUAGUGGUCAUGGUCAAGAUGGUGAUGUACGGGAACCAACCAAGAGGUACCAUCCACCGGGAAACAAACACUCGUUCAACACCUUGAUGUCCCCAAGGAUUGCUCUCAUGGAAGGAGUCGCUCUCUAA